AGCUCCUCCCUCUCCUCUUUGCCGGUUAUUUUUGGCCUGAGUGUGACAGUGAGAGCAUGCUGUACCCCUGACAGCUGGGCCCAGGGGCCAAAUCAAAACAAGGCUGCACCUCGUGCACUUGUUGCAUGAUCAAGACCAUCACUAGAGCCAGCUGGAGGUACAGUAAGGAGGUUCUUUGGUGAGCAAGCUUUCUCUUGCUUACUGGCUAUCCCACCCGGAGCUCAGUGGCACGUUUGGGUGAAGGAACGUUAAUAAAGCCUGAGUUAAAAUGACCGACUUGGUCUCUUCAAAUGAAGAGGAUAAGGAUCCUGACAUUGAAUUGUUUGUAAAGGCAGGCAGUGAUGGGGAGAGCAUUGGGAAUUGUCCCUUCUCCCAAAGACUCUUCAUGAUCCUAUGGCUGAAAGGGGUGGUGUUCAAUGUCACCACUGUUGAUCUGAAAAGGAAACCACCUGAUCUACAUAACCUGGCGCCUGGAACACACCCGCCUUUUCUCACCUUCAAUGGUGAGGUGCGGACUGAUGUCAACAAAAUCGAAGAGUACCUAGAGGAGAUGCUAGCACCUCCAAAGUACCCGAAACUAGCGACAAAAAACAGGGAAUCAAACACAGCAGGAAAUGAUAUCUUCGCUAAGUUCUCUGCAUACAUAAAGAACACAAAGCCUGAGGCGAACACAAGUCUGCAGCGAGGGUUACUGAAGGCUCUGAAGAAACUAGAUGACUUCCUUAACUCUCCUCUACCUGAAGAGAUCGAUGCAGAUAGCAUGGAGGAAGAGAAAUGCUCCACACGUAAAUACCUUGAUGGCAAUGAAUUAACACUAGCAGACUGCAACCUUCUCCCAAAACUUCAUGUAGUCAAGGUUGUUUCUAAGAAAUACCGUAACUUUGAGAUACCAUCAGAGUACAGUGGAGUGUGGCGCUAUCUAAAGAACGCCUACGCACGGGACGAGUUCACGAACACGUGUGCAGCUGACAGAGAAAUCGAACUGGCUUACCAGGACGUAGCCAGGCGGCUGGGCAGGGGGAAUUUUUGAGUUAGCAACUUUAUUGUGUGUGUUGCCUUGAGGACGCCAUAUUGGAUUGGUCCUAUAAAUGCCCUAGAUAGACUGUUGCCUGGUCUGAUGCUGCCUGUGUACAUUUUACAUGUCGUUGUCGUUUUGCUCCCUGGGUGUAAAUGGCACGAAUCUGUCUAAUCAGCAACUCUGUAAUGGGCUUGAGAAAAGACUGUGCCACUAAACUAGUUCUAUUAUUAAAAUCUCUGCAGCCUUCAUUCUCCUGAAAUGCACAAGGCAGCGUGUUUCAUUUGCUUCCAGUUUGCAGUCAAAUCACCAGAGUUAAAUAAACCUAUAGUGCUCUUUAGAAUGCAGUUUAAAUAUGCACACAUUAUGCUAUGGGGUGCCAAGUGUCACCGGGCCCAUUUUGUGGACGAAAUGGAGAAAAUGAAGACGAAAUUAUAAAACACUGUGAUGCCUUUCCUCCAUGAAAGGCACACAUC
Molecule: messenger RNA, 1491 nt
Organism: Neoarius graeffei (lesser salmon catfish)
Lineage: Eukaryota; Metazoa; Chordata; Actinopteri; Siluriformes; Ariidae
Gene: clic5a
Product: chloride intracellular channel 5a
Exons: 7
Coding region: 269-1030 (253 amino acids)
Source: RefSeq, a predicted model, not a curated record